GACAGUAAUAUCAGCAGCAACUCCCUCCCAACUACCAUAUUCUUAACAGGUAUUCCAGGGCUAGAGAGUGCGUACCUUUGGAUAUCCAUUCCCUUCUGUACUAUGUAUAUGGUGGCUCUGGUUGGAAACUUCAUCCUCAUCUUUGUCAUAUGUACUGAUCACAGUCUCCACACUCCAAUGUACCUUUUCCUCUGUCUGCUCUCAUUCACAGACUUAGCCCUCAGCUCCACUACUGUGCCCAAAAUGUUGGCAAUCCUGUGGCUUCACGCUGGUCAGAUUACUUUUGGAGGCUGUCUGGCCCAGAUGUUCUUUGUCCACUCCAUAUUUGCUCUAGAGUCCUCUGUCCUCCUGGCUAUGGCAUUUGACCGCUAUGUGGCCAUCUGCAACCCACUGAGAUAUACAACCAUCCUCAAUCAUGGUGUCAUUGUCAGGAUUGGCCUUGCUGGAUUAAUUAGGAGUGUGGCUAUUGUCUCCCCAUUCAUCUUCCUGUUGCGGAGACUCCCAUAUUGUGGGCACCACAUCAUGGCACACACAUACUGUGAACACAUGGGGAUUGCCCGGCUGGCUUGUGCUGAUAUCACAGUGAAUAUUGUCUAUGGCUUGACUGUGGCCCUCUUAGCCAUGGGACUGGACUCUGUGCUCAUAGCAGUAUCUUAUUCUAUCAUUCUCCAUGCUGUAUUCCAUCUUCCAUCCCGUGAAGCACGACGCAAGGCUCUGGGAACAUGUGGGUCCCACAUUGGGGUAAUCCUUGUUUUCUAUAUCCCAGCUUUCUUCUCUUUCCUCACUCAUCGCUUUGGCCGCCAUCAUGUCCCCAAGCAUGUCCAUAUCUUUCUGGCCAACCUAUAUGUGUUGGUGCCGCCUGUGCUCAACCCCAUAAUCUAUGGGGCCAAAACCAAAGAGAUCCAGAGAAGGAUCUUGAGGUUAAUGUCUCCAGGUCAAGACACUGUUUAA
Messenger RNA from Dromiciops gliroides (monito del monte), 951 nucleotides. Its product is annotated as olfactory receptor 52D1-like. Bases 103 to 951 code for a protein of 282 amino acids. The record is from RefSeq and is a predicted model, not a curated record. Gene Ontology annotation, molecular function: olfactory receptor activity; G protein-coupled receptor activity. Gene Ontology annotation, biological process: G protein-coupled receptor signaling pathway. The transcript is spliced from 2 exons. Gene Ontology annotation, cellular component: membrane. Lineage: Eukaryota; Metazoa; Chordata; Mammalia; Microbiotheria; Microbiotheriidae.